Molecule: messenger RNA, 857 nt
Organism: Rhizophagus irregularis DAOM 181602=DAOM 197198
Lineage: Eukaryota; Fungi; Glomeromycota; Glomeromycetes; Glomerales; Glomeraceae
Source: RefSeq, a predicted model, not a curated record
UCGGAAGCGUUACCAGAUUUAAGUAACAAAUGUAAUCUAAAAAGCUUCAUUAAAGAAAUAUUCUUUAAAAGAUGUAUCUCAGGCGUUGAGAUAUCCGACGUGAUCGAUUAUACCGAUCUUACACCUAAAGAAAUCGAAGUUACUGUAAAAGAAUCACAAGAACUUAUAGCAUUUAAUCCAAAUACAAAACUUAUUUCAAAAGACGAAACACAAAAAUCAAUUAGUUUAUAUUUGAAAGAAUUUUACGCAAAUAUAUUCUCAAGUACAGAUAAACUUUCUCCAACUGUAAAAAUAAUCCCUUUGCGUAAAUUUAUCUGCAAGGGCAAAGGACAAGAAAAUCAGAAAAAUAGAAAUUUUUUAUCAAAAGUCUUUCAAUAUGCAUUCAUUCCUCGGGGAUAUUUAAGUGAUAUAAAACUUAGUAGUCCACUUGUUCAAAUUGUUAGAAACGAAAAUGAUGAUGAUAUAUUUGAUAAUCCAGCGAUGGAAGCUGCAGUUAAUUAUAAGUGGAUUCCAACAAGAAAUUAUUACUUUAGAAUUUUUGUUACGUAUAUUUUAUUCGCAGCUUGCUUCGCAGCUUUGGUAGGAUGUUAUUUAGGUCAUGCUGAAGCAACUGGACAUUUACGCAACUUUUUAGUUUUUCUUUUUAUUCUAUUUUAUUAUUCUGGUAUUUACUUAUUCUUGGUAGAAUGUAGACAGUGUCAACAUCAUAGUUGGAGAUAUUAUCUAGAUUUCUUCAAUUUUGUAGAUUUAGCUUCAAUUGUUACUUCAAUAGUUAUGGUAUCAGUUUAUAUUACUCCUAGCUUUAAAAAAUCAAAUGCAUUUGCUGAUGUUGUGACUACAUCAAACAUAACUGCUGG